AUGACGAACCCUGAACUUCGUCGGCAAGUAAUCAAUAUCUAUAAAGGUUUGUAUACGAUAGAGUUACUCUUUCUUGGACGUAACUAUCCACUGGGCUAUGAAUACUUUAGGAAUAGAUUGCACAAGGCGUUUGCCAGCCAGGCACAUCUGAGGGAUGAUGAGCAGAUACGGAAGGGUAUAGCACGGGCGAAUUUCGUGAAGAAAGGUAUGUCCCUUCAAUAG
This is a messenger RNA of Aspergillus nomiae NRRL 13137, 222 nucleotides long. Its product is annotated as LYR motif-containing protein 5A. Lineage: Eukaryota; Fungi; Ascomycota; Eurotiomycetes; Eurotiales; Aspergillaceae. Gene Ontology annotation, cellular component: mitochondrion. The coding region runs from base 1 to 222 and encodes 73 amino acids. The transcript has 2 exons. The record is from RefSeq and is a predicted model, not a curated record. Gene Ontology annotation, biological process: respiratory electron transport chain.